GGAAAUGACGUGCUUCAGCAGAAUUUAGCAUCUAUGAAGAGCCCCUGGAUGACAGCGAGCAACGCCGCCGGUGGGUCGGACGCAGGAGAGGGAGCCACAGCUAUUUAAAGGGAGUCUAACGGGGGAGGGUGAUGGAUAAAUAACCCUGGAUCCACAGCGUAACCACUCUAAACAUCGCUACAUCACAUCCCGUUCUCUAGCUUCUCACGAUUCAACCUCCGUGUCUAACUACUAGUUCUUGUUGUUUAGAGAGGCAGAGAGAAGCGGUUUAGGGUUUUUCUUUCGCUUGUCCGCCAUAUCAACUUCCUCAGAGGGGUUUGUCUCUUGUCUCUCCUCUCCUGGAUUUAUUUCCCCAUCAAACUAACAGGCAGCUUCUCUUUGGCUACUGCGAGGGGUCGCUUCGGGGGAACUAUGGGGAAAGACUAUUAUAAAAUCCUGGGGAUAGUGAAAGGAGCGGCUGACGAGGACAUUAAAAAGGCGUACAGAAAACAGGCUCUGAAAUGGCACCCGGACAAAAACAAAGCGGCCAACGCCGAGGAGAAAUUUAAGGAGAUCGCCGAGGCAUAUGAAGUCCUCAGUGAUCCGAAGAAAAGGGAGAUCUAUGAUCAGUAUGGAGAGGAAG
Oncorhynchus gorbuscha (pink salmon) is the source of this 622-nucleotide messenger RNA. RefSeq names its product dnaJ homolog subfamily B member 4-like. Lineage: Eukaryota; Metazoa; Chordata; Actinopteri; Salmoniformes; Salmonidae. The annotation marks the transcript as partial. The record is from RefSeq and is a predicted model, not a curated record. Gene Ontology annotation, cellular component: cytoplasm; nucleus. The transcript has a single exon. Gene Ontology annotation, molecular function: protein-folding chaperone binding; protein folding chaperone.